UGCUUGCGGUCUAGUGAAGACGUGCCUCGAAGUACUCGCCUUGUUGUUGCGAGUAUUAAUAUUUUAUUUAAUAACUAUAAUAUUUUGUUCUACAAUUAGGUUUCGUUCCAGCGAACAAAUUAGCCAUGGGACCGUUGACAUCACUGCUGCUGCUCGCUGCGCUGAUCACCUCACAAGCCAAUGCUGCCACUUGGACUCAAUGCAGAUAUUCAUACGGUGAAGAAAAUAUACCACGAGGGUCAUCAAACGACUAUAUCGAUUUUUUACACCUGGACAGAUGCAGCAUAAACAACCUAACGGAACAGGAUUUUAUUGGUCUCCCUAAUUUAGGUAUGAUUCGGAUAAGUCACAAUGAUAUACCUUACCUGGACCCGGCCGUGUUUCGUGGUGUUAUUCGAGUGAAGACCCUACAUUUAGAAGGAAACAAUCUUCAAACAAUGCCAGUGUUCGGAGCACAUUCAGUGCUCCCAAACUUAACAUCCCUGCACGUUACUGGUAAUGAAAUAACUAAAUUAGACGACCCAAGAACUUUCUCUUCAACAAAACAGUUGGAAUUUCUCAUCAUCAACGAUAAUAAAAUUGAGUUUAUACACCCAGACAUGUUUGCUGGUUUGACGAAAUUGAAAUAUUUAUACCUGAAUCGUAACAAAUUAACUUACGUGGACGAUAAAGUGUUUGCUUUAACAUCGUUGAAAAGUUUAACGACUAUAUCAAUCAGAGACAAUUUGCUGGAGUCAGUGGCGCCGGGAGCGUUCCGAAACACUCAGCUACAAGAGUUGUAUUUACAAGGAAACAGGCUCACACAUCUGCCUGAGGAUUUCUUCGCCACCGACGGAGCGCGGUUGACAUGGUUCUGCUAUCACCAGAACCCUUGGCGAUGCGCGUACUUGGACAAGAUCGUGGCAAGGAAAAACGAAGUGGAUCUGAAAUGUGUUUACUUUGGAGUAAAGCCGGUAUGCUCGUCAUAAUUAUUGACAUAUAUGUAUAUCUGAAACGUGGUCAGAAAGAUAGGUUUUUAAAGAAGUGUUCAUGUAUAAAAUGUUUUCAAUGCCGCAAGUUUUAAAUGCAUUUUAAAUUCAGUUUGCGACUUUUUAAAUUAAAUAAAUUUGAUAAUUAGUAAUAAA
Messenger RNA from Cydia fagiglandana, 1124 nucleotides. RefSeq names its product leucine-rich repeat-containing protein 1-like. Gene Ontology annotation, molecular function: protein binding. Gene Ontology annotation, cellular component: plasma membrane. The transcript is spliced from 2 exons. NCBI's taxonomy places the organism in Eukaryota, Metazoa, Arthropoda, Insecta, Lepidoptera, Tortricidae. The record is from RefSeq and is a predicted model, not a curated record. The coding region runs from base 126 to 968 and encodes 280 amino acids.